Lycium ferocissimum is the source of this 1020-nucleotide messenger RNA. RefSeq lists its product as uncharacterized. Gene Ontology annotation, molecular function: RNA-DNA hybrid ribonuclease activity; nucleic acid binding. Lineage: Eukaryota; Viridiplantae; Streptophyta; Magnoliopsida; Solanales; Solanaceae. The transcript has a single exon. Gene Ontology annotation, biological process: DNA integration. The record is from RefSeq and is a predicted model, not a curated record. The coding region runs from base 1 to 1020 and encodes 339 amino acids.
AUGGCACUGGACAUGGAUAUCCACGAAUUGUUGGUCAUAGGUGAUUUGGAUUUAUUGAUCCAUCAAGUACAUGGCGAGUGGGCCGCGAAGAAUGCCAAGAUCUUACCAUCUGUGAACCUCGCACAGAGAUUAUGCAAGAAAUUCAAAAAGAUCAAAUUCAAGCAUACACCGAGAGCUCAAAAUGAGUUUGACGAUGCUUUGGCCAUUAUAGCAUCAAUGAUCCAACAUCCUGAAAGCAGUCACAUUGACCUGUUGGAAAUAAGUCUGAGAGAAGAGCACGCCUAUUGUUCCCAUGUGGAAGCAGAACCCGACGGCAAGCCAUGCUACACUGACAUCAAGAUGUAUCUGGAAAAAGAAGAGUAUCUCCAAAAUACCACAAGCAACCAAGGGAAGACUAUCCGGAGAAUGGCCAACAGAUUCUUCCUGAACAAGGAAAUUCUCUACAAGCUGACGCCAGACCUAGGGUUGGUCCGAUGUGUGGAUGCUACUGAGGCCACGAAAAUUUUAGAAGAGGUACAUGCUGGAAUCUGUGGGCCUCACAUGAGCGGUUUCAUUCUAGGUAAGAAAAUCCUUCGAGCAAGUUACUACUGGAUGACAAUGGAGGGCGAUUGCUGCAAAUUUGUGCAAAGAUGCCAUCAGUACCAAAUCUACGGAGAUCUAAUUAGAGUCCCACUGAAAGAACUCAAUGUUAUAAGCUCAUCCUGGCCAUUCGUCACCUGCGGCAUGGAUGUCAUUAGACCCAUCGAGCCUGCCGCCUCGAAUGGACAUCGAUUCAUCUUAGCCGCCAUAGAUUACUUCACCCAAUGGGUGGAAGCUACAUCGCACAAAUCAGUGACAAAGAAGGUGGUAGCUGAUUUUGUGCGAAACAACAUCAUAUGCCGCUUCGGCAUACCAGAGUCCAUCAUAACAAACAAUGGAGCGAAUCUGAAUAGUCACCUGAUAAAGGAUAUCUGUGAACAAUUCCAAAUAACCCUUCGGAAUUCAACUUCCUAUCGGCCACAAAUGAAUAGAGCUGUAUAA